AUGCAUGAGAUGGCCCCGGAAACUCCACUUCCACAAGGGAGUGGGGGAUUCUCACCGAUCCAAGGAAGAAGAGAGGAAGAUAUGGACGUAGUGGAGGAAACACACACAUUCAUACUUAAGAAGGAGGACUUCCCACCUCUUGGUCUUAAUAAAAGUAAAAAUAGGAAAAAGUGGGAAACACCAGGGGAACUGGACCUGCCAAAGAGGAGCAAAAUACCUGUUGCUCUUGGCUUUAGCCCCAAACCAGUGGAGGACGAAGAAAGCGAUGAAAAAAGAAGGCAGGACAGAUUCAUCGCUAUGAUAGAGGGAAUCGUAGUCAGAGAAAUGGACAAACGCCUGGGUUGUCCAAUUCCUACAUAUGGCGAAACACGAAAAGCCAACAAAGAGGAAACGCUUGCGCAAGCAAAACAACAACAGCAGCCAAAAGGGCCAGUUAAAGCUAGGCAAGCAGAACCAGUAGAGGAGAAAAAGAAGCCAAUGGUAAAAAAGGUGGAGGUCAUAAGGAAAGCAGUUAAGAUACUGCCAGCAACGACGCUGAACCCGCCCGCUCGACCAGCAACAGUGAGAGCCCCAGGACAGACCCUAAUAAGAAUGGGAAACACCCCCCCAGCUACAAGGGAAAGGAAGGCCAAACCAAAAGCAGCAAACAAGGCGGAGUCACGGGAAGGAACACUGCAAACCAAAACGGCAGACACAGAAAAAGGAGAAACGUGGGCUGUGGUAGCCUCAAAAAAAACAAAGAGGAAGGAAAAGGCAGAAGCCAAAGAGACGCCCAAAAAAGCCGCAACAAAUGCAGGCAGGAAAGAGCCUAAGACGGCAGCGGUAACACUGACGUGCCCCACGGGUAAAUAUGAAGAAAUAACCCAAAAGGCGCGUCAGAAAAUCGAUAUACGAAGUAUGGGAAUCGAGGGCUUCAAAAUAAAAAGGGCCAUAACGGGGGCCAUAAAAUACGAAAUCUCCGGCAAAGAUGGCAAAAAGCUGGCAGACGCUUUUGCCCUCGAACUCAGAAAAUCGGUAGGAGGAAAAGAGGGAGUCAAAGUCGAACGUCCCACAAAAAGUGCGGAAAUACGGAUUAGGGGAUUAGACGACGCCACGACCCCCCAAGAAAUAAGGAGGGUCAUCUCAGAAAUAGGUGAAUGCGAGGAAGAAGGAGUCAAGGUCGGGGACAUCAAGAGAACCCCAAGCGGAAUUGGCAUGGUAUGGGCCCGAUGUCCGCUAACGGCGGCCAAUAAAAUAGUGACCGCAACCCAAGUCAGAAUCGGAUGGGCAAUUGUAAGGGUCGAAAUGUUAGCAAAUAGACCCUUACAAUGCUAUAAAUGCUUAGAAGGGGGACACGUACGGCAGCGAUGCCCAAAUAAAGAGGACCGCAGUGAUAGAUGUUAUCGAUGUGGUGAAAGCGGGCACGAAGCCAAAAAGUGCGAGGCGGUUUUCAAAUGUCCGGUAUGCAGCGAUAAAGGCCUCCCGUCGAACCACAGAACGGGUGGGAGAUCCUGCUUACCGAUACAAAAAGGAAGAAGAGGGAUACAGCUCAGUAAAAUAAUAGGAACUCAGGACAGGAAGGAAAAAAGGGACAAGGAAGCCUCACUUCCACUUAAAAGUGGGGAGGCCUCCACGUCCCAAAGAGGAAAGAAAGGAAACGAAAGUAAAGGAACUUCGCUUCCACUCAAGAGUGGGGAAGUCCCAAUACUUCCAUACAAGGAAAGAGAAAAAGUGGACAUGCAAAAAGGGGGAAAAGGAGAAGAAGAACCUCCUAAGGAGCAGAGGGUAUUAAGGACAAGAAAGCAGGAGGAAAAAUUACCAGAAGGAGUGGGUAAGAGAAGACGAAUUAGGAAGGAAAUGCCGGAAAGAGAGGAUUCAACAUCCGGCAUGGAAACAGAGAAGGAGAACGCGGAGGGUGACGUUGCCAACUCAAAAUGGUUAACGUAA
Molecule: messenger RNA, 1926 nt
Organism: Nylanderia fulva
Lineage: Eukaryota; Metazoa; Arthropoda; Insecta; Hymenoptera; Formicidae
Source: RefSeq, a predicted model, not a curated record